Molecule: messenger RNA, 1253 nt
Organism: Paramormyrops kingsleyae
Lineage: Eukaryota; Metazoa; Chordata; Actinopteri; Osteoglossiformes; Mormyridae
Product: leucine rich adaptor protein 1-like
Biological process (GO): positive regulation of canonical NF-kappaB signal transduction
Source: RefSeq, a predicted model, not a curated record
CUGUCGGAGGGCGGAGUGACUUUCGGCUGAUGAAGGAGCGCAGCAGCCAGUAUUACGGGGCACAACGUGGCCCCGCACGUAUUACAAAGGCAAAUAUUCAUUCUGAAACAAUACAGCAUUUUACAGUUCAUGCCUCUCUCUUUUAUUCCUACUUUUAUUUUUAGUCGGUACUGUAAAUAAUUUGUUUUUAAAGUGAAACGUCAAUUAUAUUCAUGCAUCGAGCGAAGAAAGUAGCAGAAACCAAACUAUUGCCGCAAGUCAUUUAUUUAUGAGCGCAAAUGGCGUGAACCGAGCGCGUCGUACAUUAUAAACUUUUAUCACUUCGUGACUAAUCGUGAUAUGGAUGAUAACCCCGUGCUGGAUUUUAAGGACAUCGAGACGAAGGUGGGUCGCAAAAUACCUGAAGGUCUCAUGCGAUCGAUCUGGCAAGGGAGGUCAAAGGAAGCCAAGGAGGAGAAGAUCGCGAUGCCGUGUGACACGGGGGACAAAGCGGGCGCGUCCCGGCGCCUGCAGGGCAAGGUGCUCCAACUCAAGCAGGAGAUGGCACACCUCCGCGCCAUCGACAUCAAGCUGAUGCAGCAGCUGCUGGCGAUCAACGACGGCAUUGAGUCCAUCAAGUGGCUGAUGGAGGAUAAGGGCCCCAGCAGGGACAGCAGCCUGGCGGGUAGCCUCAACAGCCUGCAGGACAGCUCUGAGACCUCCCUGAAGGGCAGCUGCGGCAGCCUGCAGGACAUCAGCGACGGCUCUGACGGCGUUUCCGUCGGGAGCUACCUGGACACUCUGGACGUGGACAAUUUCUCACAGCAGCUCGUUACGGAGGAUGAGUUAGAUAACGAUGCGAAGGCAGAAUUAGACACGUAUUUUUGUUUCAGAUAAUGGAGCGAUAAGCCAGAGGAGAUGGUAGGCUGUUCUUACCGCUGCCUUCUGAUUGGCGGUUUGCUGCUUACCACUCACUGCUCAGUUUAUGGGGGGGAGGGGGCAAGCGAGGAAUUUAGACCACAUAACGUUUAAUAUCAAGCAGCCCUCUUAAAUCAAGCGGAAAAUAAACAUCUAUCCAUAUUUUCACAGCAAAACAAUUAUUUUCACAAACAUGUAUCAGAUAUAUCAUGAUUAAUGUGGUUUAGAUUGAAGAUGGCGUAGGUUUGGUUUCAUCAUUGCUAUGGAUCAAAUCAGCCCCAAACCCCCCACCCCCCUAACCACACGGUACUCCAACUAAUACUGGUAGGGAAAUGUCCCUACUGUCCAUACUACAC